Molecule: messenger RNA, 2474 nt
Organism: Fusarium odoratissimum NRRL 54006
Lineage: Eukaryota; Fungi; Ascomycota; Sordariomycetes; Hypocreales; Nectriaceae
Exons: 2
Coding region: 246-1463 (405 amino acids)
Cellular component (GO): cytosol; nucleus
Molecular function (GO): RNA 7-methylguanosine cap binding; mRNA binding
Source: RefSeq, a predicted model, not a curated record
GCAACAGUGAUUGGGGUCUCUUGUAGAGGACAUCAACCUCAAAACCGUAAACCGCAAUUGUAUACUUGCAUCUUUUCUUCUAUUCUCCCAGCCUCUACUUCUUCUUUCAACCGCUUCUCUUUCAUCAGCGCGUUCUUUGACUUGUAUGAUUCACUGUUCAGAACACAAAGUUACUGCCCACGCACCAUCCACAGUCACAUACACACUUUCUCCAAUACUUAACGCACCUCAGAUCUUGACGGACCAUGGAUCUCGAUAUUGAGAUGGACGAUGCCGUCGACACGGUUCACGACGCACCUAUUCUCGACGUCGGUCGCGAUGAUAUUCUCCAACCUGACGAGCCUGAAGAGCCUGGCGAGGUGGCUGAAGACGAACCUCCGACCGACGACUCAAAGACCCUCAUCCCGACAAAAAUCCACAUCAAGGGUGUCGACUCUCUACACACAUCCGACAUCAAAGCCUACGUCAAGGCUCACUUCGGCGAUGUCGACAGAAUCGAGUGGAUUGACGAUUCUUCCGCAAAUCUCCUCUUUCCUUCUGAACCCACGGCGCGCGAUGCAAUUGUUGCCUUGAGCUCUGUUCCCGUCGCAGAUGCCACAGCAUUGGCAAUUGGAGAGACUCUGCCUGCGAAGCCUUUUGAAGGGAAGCCAGAGAUUUCUCUCCAGGUGAGAUUUGCCAUACAAAGCGACAAAAAAGAGGUUGGUGCUGCCUUGCGCAGCCGCUAUUACCUCCUUCAUCCCGAGCACGACCCCGAGGAGCGACGACGCAGGAAUCAGGAAAACCGGUCAAGGUACAGGGAUCGUGACGAUGGCUAUCAUAGGGGUGGCGAGGGCCGGCGACGACGCGCCUCUGACGAUGACGUUGAGACGUUCGAAGCCAGCAUGUACGAUGAUGCGCCUCGCCCAACACGGAGAAGACGCGACUCAGACAUAGAGGAACGACCACGCUCAUAUGCCCGCGAGAAUCAAGGCAAGGAAUUGUUUUCAGGCCGGAAAUCACAACGCGACCGAUCUGCAUCUCCCAGGCGCGAUAACGACGGCGAUGAUCUAAUGGGUGAGAGGGCUAGCUCAUCUGGGAACAGAACGCGAGCGCGGGAUCUUAAGGAUCGUAUAUCAGGCAGUAACAAUUCCAAGGAGUUGUUUCCGACCAAGAAGUCGAUCAAGCAGUUUGGUGGAGGAAACUUGGAUACCCUCGAGCGAGCGAUAGGAUCAGCCCGCCUCAAGGAUGAGGAUCGCCCCAAGAUUGUUUCUGUGCCCAAUGCACGAGGCGAUGGUAACUCAUUCAACAUCCGCGGCAUGGCGAGCCAGCAGGGGAGCGGAGAGGGCUUUGCGAUUAAGGGUGCUGCUUCAGCUAACGCACGCGAAUUGUUCCCUACUAAGCUUGGUAGCAACAAUACUGGCAAGGAGCUAUUUGGAGGAGGGAGAUCGAAGCAACGACAGAAGGCCGAGGACCUUUUCUCCUAAAUGGGGACCCCAUCGAAACAUGGUACACGCUAUACAAUAGCAACGGCCGAACUGGGUCAACAAUACGGACGCAUAAGUGAUGGGUGCUGGUGACUAUAUAUAUGGUUUUGUAACGAUACCAAGGCGCAACCAAACAGAUACAUUAUGGGCUCCUUCAUCUGCAGUUCCCAGAUGUGAACUCCAAACAGAUGUUAUAUAUAGAUGAUGGGCUGAUUCCUGUGAAGUUUCGUGGUUGUCGUGAUCCUGGAAUUUAUCCAUCCACAGAUGUUAUGCUGCCGAUUCCUACCACCACUUCUCAAGCAUAACUCUGUUCUUGUCCAUCCCACCGUCUCUUGCCAAGCCAUCAACUAUUUCAUCCGUCAUCGUCGCGGGGCCACAGACAUAUACCACACUAUUGUUCUUCUCACCCAUAGCCUCCUUCACGUCUUCAACUGUGAAUCUCCUUUCAUGAACAUCAAGUUCACGGCUCUCGAUAUGCCCGUCAUAUAUCCCUGUCGUAAACACUUUCAAAUCACCAAUAAGUUCCUUUUCUGUAAACCAUUUUCUGAUUCUCUCCAGAAAAAGAACACCCUUGAGGCCCUGCGCAGGUAACUUGCUAGCGUAGAGAACCUUGACCUCAAGGUUGUAUCCCUCUUCAGCUAUAUGUCCCAUCAUACUGACGAGUGGGUUGAUCCCCACGCCGCCCGCAACAAAGACCACAUGGCUUAUGUCGUUGAGUGGUAUCUCAGAUGGUGGGAAGACAAAGCUUCCUCCAACACGCACCUGUAGCUUGGAACCAGUAAUAUCGGACGGUGACUGCCAGAGCCAUGCCGCAGGAGGGUUCUCCGGAGAUUCUUGUACUGCUAACUCCAGGUAGGGAGACUUGGGGUCGGCAGCCGCGCGAGGUGUAGAUGUGAGUGUGAACCCGCCUGGUUUGGGGUUCCCUGGGAUGUAUGUAUCGAGCCAUUGACCGGCCAAGAACUAGAUAUUGUCAGCAUUCCUCCUGGCGAAAGGAUUGGAAUUAAUAUGAGA